This is a messenger RNA of Diabrotica balteata, 1418 nucleotides long. The record is from the annotation of a GenBank genome assembly. NCBI's taxonomy places the organism in Eukaryota, Metazoa, Arthropoda, Insecta, Coleoptera, Chrysomelidae.
ACUCUUAUUGUAAUCAGUUUAAUACAAAUUUAAACAAAUACAAAUAUAUCAUUUGUAGAUUUCGAAAAAAAAUUCUUAAAUAUAAGAUGUUUUGAAAUCAUCUGUAAAAGAAGGAAUUUUCAUUAUAUUUGUGAAAAAAAGCACUAUGUCCGUGAAAAACAUUGAAUCUCUUUGUUCUCAAAGAAUUGGAUACAACAAAAAGAUUGUUCAAACGCAAAUGACUAAUUUAGUACCGGAAGGAGAAAAUUAUGGAGGAGAACUAAUAAAAUUAAAUCUGGUGGUCCAAGAUGAAGACAACAAUGAAAGGGAAGAAAUACAUGUAGUGGUGAAAAAAAUUCCUCCUUCGGAAAUAUUUCAGAAGAUCUUUAAUAUCCAACAUACUUUUAAAGCUGAAAUUAAUUUUUACGAGAAACUAGUACCGCAUUUUCAAAAUUUCCAACGAGAAAAUAAUGUAGAGGAUGUUCUGGAUUGUUUUGCAAAGUUUUACGGCAGCAGAUUGAAUUUGAAUGGAUCAGAGAAAGUUGAUGAAGAUGCUGCUAUAGUUUUUGAAAAUUUAAGUGAUGCAGGUUUCAGAAAUAUCGACAGGCUUAUUGGUUUUAAUUUUGAAGAAACCCAACUACUGUUAAAAUAUUUGGCACUGCUUCAUGCUGUACCAUUAGCGAUUAAGGUUAGAAAUCCUGAAUUCUUUCAGCAGGAAAUCAGGCCAUAUUUAAAUAACGCUCUGGAAAAGUAUAGCGAGUUUAGCGAGGCUCUUCCUUUAAUCGAAGCAAUUCUUAAUGAAUCUGAGAAAUGUGCACCUCUGGUGCCAAGGGUUCAAAAAAUCUGGAAAAAGCUUUAUUUCGAAGAAAUUGAACCCGAAGUAAAUGAGCCGUUCGCUACAUUCAGUCAUAGCGAUCUCUGGGUUAAUAAUAUUAUGGUGAAAUAUGCCGACUCUACACCAACUGAAAUAAAAUUUGUAGAUUUUCAGGUUUAUGAAUACUACUCACCAGUAAUAGACUUUAUAUAUUUCAUGUUUACGAGCGUCCAAAAUAAGGUACUAAAAGAAAAUCUCGAUCAUUUUGUAAAAUUCUAUCAUAGCAGCCUUUUACAAAAUUUAAAAGAUCUAGGAUGCGAUAUUGAGCCAUUUAGUUAUGAUGAAUUUUUAAAAGAAUUUAAAGAAUAUGCAUAUAAGCCGCUGGUUUGGAUAUUAACUUUUAUCCCGUUUGUGGUUUUUGGACCAAAAGGUGAUUCUACGGAACCUGGUUUGGAGGAUAUUAAAUUCAAUGAUAGUUUAAGUGUAGAAGAUGCCAGAAAGCGAUUGCCCCAGGUAGUUAAAGAAAAAAUACACAUUAUUGUUGAAUAUUCCGCAAAAAAUAACUGGAUUUAAAUUGUUAUAUUUUGUAAAGCUAUUAUUAUAUAAUAUAUUUUCUUAAACAUAA